AAGAAAAAAUGAAAAAAAUGUUAGAAUUACUACCUGAACGUUGCAAGCUUAUAACAUUGCUUUGCGAAGAUGUUUCUUUGAAAAUACCAACGAGAUGCAAAGAGAUAAGAUCCCAAAAUCCGUUUCGCAUAUUAUGUACAUUUUUACCACGAAUUCCGGAAGUAAAAAUAAAAGUAUUUGAAUUAAAAGAACAUAAUGACAUACAGAAAACAGCUAAUUAUCAGAAGAUAAUAAAAACAAUUAAUAAUUAUACAAAAUCUAAGACAAAACACGAGAUGUCUACAUGUCUUUUAUUAUUUUAUGAUUUUGUAAGUCAAUCCAUAGCAGAACGUUGGAUCUCAGCCAUACAAAGAAGCAAAGGAAAUGACAUUGUUUCUGUAUGGGGUGGUGAGGUAUUAAAGAUUUAUUUAAAACGUAAAUAUGUUAAUGAUUUUAAUGAAACGUGGAUGAACUACAAACAAGAAAUGUUUCAUCUUGAUUUUUCUUGUGUUGCUGUCUUAAUCACGGGUUAUAUAAAGACAUGGUCUAUGAUUUUGGACCAGAGAUGUGGAACAAAUUAUUUUAAUAUAAAGGAGCAGAUUGAAGCAACAUUUAAAUUAUUUAAGGACAAAGUGAAAUUAAAGAAACAUUCCAUAGGAUUUAGACUUGCGAGUUUUUGUGAAUACUGUUCUUCAAAUCCUGUUGGUUAUUUUGAAAAUUGCAAAAAUAAAAGUAAAUUGGAAUUAACAAUAUUCCAAAAUUUCUUUCCUAGUGUACCCGUAAUAAGUUGUUAUGGUUAUGACGGAUUUGGAAAAACUACUUUUAUUAACAAGAUAGACAAAGAAAGAAACAAUGAAGAGGAACAUAAAUGUGAGAGAUCUUGGUUUACUAGCGUGUCUACUGUUUAUUUGAUUCUUACGUAUGGCUGAUAUUUUGAAAAAAGUUAUAUCGUUAAUAAAUGUUUAUGAAGUUAGUUAAUAAAUGCGCGUUAACGAUCUUUGUUGCUCUGUGAAAUAAUUGGGAUUAAAAUGUAGUUAUUUAUGCAAAGCAUUAACAAGACUUUGUAUGUAUUUUUUUUAUAGAUUAAAAAUUUUUUUUUCCAG
Molecule: messenger RNA, 1082 nt
Organism: Monomorium pharaonis (pharaoh ant)
Lineage: Eukaryota; Metazoa; Arthropoda; Insecta; Hymenoptera; Formicidae
Exons: 3
Coding region: 9-908 (299 amino acids)
Source: RefSeq, a predicted model, not a curated record